Molecule: messenger RNA, 3296 nt
Organism: Equus caballus (horse)
Lineage: Eukaryota; Metazoa; Chordata; Mammalia; Perissodactyla; Equidae
Gene: LRCH4
Product: leucine rich repeats and calponin homology domain containing 4
Molecular function (GO): protein binding
Source: RefSeq, a predicted model, not a curated record
GGGAGGGGGCAGGAGGACGGCCGGUCCCGUCAGUCAGGCAGCGGGAGCCGCCGGGAGCGGAUGGCGGCGGCGGUAGCGGCCCCACUCGCCGCCGGGGGUGAGGAGGCGGCGGCCACGACCUCCGUCCCAGGGGCUCCGGGUCUGCCCGGGAGCCGCAGUGCAGAGCGGGCCCUCGAGGAGGCCGUGGCCACCGGGACCCUGAACCUGUCUAACCGACGCUUGAAGCACUUCCCCCGGGGCGCGGCCCGCAGCUACGACCUGUCAGACAUCACCCAGGCUGACCUGUCCCGGAACCGGUUCCCCGAGGUGCCGGAGGCGGCGUGCCAACUGGUGUCCCUGGAGGGCCUGAGCCUCUACCACAAUUGCUUGAGAUGUCUGAACCCAGCCUUGGGGAAUCUCACAGCUCUCACCUACCUCAACCUCAGCCGAAACCAGCUGUCAUCGCUGCCCCCUUACAUCUGCCAGCUGCCCCUGCGGGUGCUCAUUGUCAGCAACAACAAACUGGGAGCCCUGCCUCCCGACAUCAGCGCCUUGGGAAGCCUGCGACAGCUUGAUGUGAGCAGCAAUGAGUUGCAGUCCCUCCCCGCCGAGCUGUGUAGCCUCCCUUCCCUGCGGGAUCUCAAUGUUCGGAGGAACCAGCUCAGCACCCUGCCUGAUGAGCUGGGGGACCUUCCUCUUGUCCGCCUGGAUUUCUCCUGUAACCGUGUCUCCCGCAUCCCGGUCUCCUUCUGCCGCCUCAGGCACCUGCAGGUCAUUCUGCUGGACAGCAACCCCCUGCAGAGCCCGCCUGCUCAGAUCUGCCUGAAGGGGAAACUUCACAUCUUCAAGUAUUUGUCAACAGAGGCUGGGCGGCGCGGGGGCUCUGCACUGGGGGACCUGGCCCCUUCCCGUCCCCCAAGUUUCAGUCCCUGCCCAGCUGAGGACUUAUUUCCGGGACGUCGGUAUGAUGGCGGGCUGGACUCAGGCUUCCACAGCGUUGAUAGUGGCAGCAAGAGGUGGUCUGGAAAUGAGUCCACGGAUGAAUUUUCCGAGUUGUCGUUCCGGAUCUCGGAGCUGGCCCGGGAGCCUCGGGGGCCCCGGGAGCGGAGGGAGGAUGGCUCUGCUGACGGAGACCCUGAGCAGAUUGACUUCAUUGACAGCCACGUCCCUGGGGAGGACGAAGAGCGAGGUGCUGCUGCUGAGGAGCAGCGGCCACCAGAAUUAAGCCCCGUGGCAGGGGACGGGGAGAGGGCGCUAAGCAGCAGGCAGGAGGAGCCCGCAGGGGAGGAGCGGCGGCGCCCAGACACCUUACAGUUGUGGCAGGAGCGGGAGCGGCGGCAGCAGCAGCAGCAGCAGCAACAGCAGAGUGGCGUGUGGGGGGCCCCCAAGAAGGACAGUUUUCUGAAGCUGGGGCUCAGGGCUGCUGGCGGAGGUGCUGCCGCCUCGUCUACUCAGGCCACCUACAACGGCACGCCUAAGUCCAGUGCCCCCCAACUGGGAGCUUCAGGGGGUCAGGGAGCCCCCGCCCCCACCUCCCAGGAGCCUGUUCCUGUGGCCAGACCAGCGACACCACCUGCUCCCCGGCCGCUCGGCUCCAUUCAGAGACCAAACAGCUUCCUCUUCCGUUCUUCCUCUCAGAGUGGCUCAGGCCCUUCCUCACCAGACUCUGUCUUGAGACCCCGGCGAUCCCCCCAGCUUCUGGAUGAGAAGGAGCUGAUGGCCCAGCUGCGCCAGGUCCUAGAGUCACGGCUGCAGCGGCCCCUGCCUGAGGACCUGGCAGAGGCUCUGGCCAAUGGCGUCAUCCUCUGCCAGCUGGCCAACCAGCUGCGGCCCCGCUCCGUGCCCUUCAUUCACGUGCCCUCGCCUGCUGUGCCAAAACUCAGUGCCCUCAAGUCUCGGAAGAAUGUGGAGAGCUUCUUAGAAGCCUGUCGAAAAAUGGGGGUGCCUGAGGCUGACCUGUGCUCGCCCUCGGAUCUCCUCCAGGGCACCGCCCAGGGGCUGUGGACCACCCUGGAGGCCGUGAAGUGGGUGGGGGGCAGGGCCCCCCCGCCCCUCUGGCCCCCCUCUGGUCUGGGUGGCUUCGUCCUCUUCUACGUGGUCCUCAUGCUGCUGCUCUAUGUCGUCUACACUCGCCUCCUGGGUUCCUAGGACCCGAAGUUGCCCCUCCCCCACCUCCUUGCCCUUUUUCUAUUUAUAAGACUCCUGUGCAACCCCCAUCCCCACCGGUGGUGCCUUCAGCCCCUACCAAAGACACUAGUGAACCCCCUCUCCUCCCCAAUACUGACCUCACAGGCCCCACUCUGGUGCCCCCAACCUCUGGCCCCCUCUUCUAGCCCCUCCCCUCUUGGUGCUGAUGGUGCCUUCAAGCCCUCUUGCGGCUCUGCCCGGCCCUCUGCUCCCCCCAGGGAUGCAUCUUAACCUUCCUCUUGAGCCCUCCCUCCAGCCAACCCCUACCCCCCAGCUAUGGGGGGCUAAAUUAUCUAUAUUUUGUAGAGAGAACUCUAUAUUUGUAGAGGAUGCCGGGGCCCAGGUGGGGCCCUGUCUCUUGUAUAAAUUGUACAGAUUGUGGCCGCCUCUGUGUGUGUGUGUUUGCGUCCGUCCCGCUAUGGCCAGGCGCAGCCCUGGCCAUGUCAGGGCUCUGUGUGCUAGCCUGCCUACUCCAGCGUUGCCCUCUGGAAACGACAGGUCUCUCCUUCCCCCUGAGCCUUGGCCUCUUGUGUCAUCUCUCUUCUGUUAUCUGCUGGCAGCUUCCUUGCAUCUCAUUUGUCCCCAAGCCAUGUCCAGGGAGCCCCUGACCUCCGCCUCCUACACUUUGAGGGGCCAUCCUGCCAGCCCCUUUGCCCAGGCUCCUUUAGGGUGUCUCCCACCCUGCCCUCUGCGAAGGGCAGGGAAGCUCAGAGGAGAAGGUGACAAGCGGAACUUAACCUGGGCCCCUCCCCCCAGGAGUCCCUGUGCCAGCCCCACCACAUCCUGGAAGAGGAGGGGGCCCCAGGAAGGGGUCUCCCCUACAUCGCUGCUGUCGUCCACGCACUGCUGGAACGGCCUUAGGGGUUGAGGUCGGGGCUCAGGGCACCCACCCGGCCGGGACCCCAGGAACAGCGAAGACAGACGCGCCUGGGCUCUGCUCUCUAGUGAGGACUGGUGAGGGCGGCCUCGGGCCUGGCCCCCUCCCUCAGGCACCCCCUCGGCCCGAGGGCUUGGGAGCAGGCCGGCCCAGCAAGGCGCCUGGCCGCCCCUGGGUGGCCGAGGGUCUGGGAUGGAAGCCGGGGUGCUGGAUGAUGUGUCAAGUGCAAUAAAGAGAAGCUGGAAGCCCUCUA